This is a messenger RNA of Pistacia vera, 1074 nucleotides long. RefSeq names its product stearoyl-[acyl-carrier-protein] 9-desaturase, chloroplastic-like. The transcript has 4 exons. Gene Ontology annotation, biological process: fatty acid metabolic process; defense response. Gene Ontology annotation, molecular function: stearoyl-[ACP] desaturase activity; stearoyl-CoA 9-desaturase activity. Gene Ontology annotation, cellular component: chloroplast stroma. The coding region runs from base 1 to 1074 and encodes 357 amino acids. NCBI's taxonomy places the organism in Eukaryota, Viridiplantae, Streptophyta, Magnoliopsida, Sapindales, Anacardiaceae. The record is from RefSeq and is a predicted model, not a curated record.
AUGAAGGGAACUUUCAUCGCCAUCUUGUUCAUCCUUUUUGCUUAUCUGGAGUCAGUGCCUCAGAGUCAAUGCGGGCAUCUUGACUUUGGGAAAAGAAUAUCAUUUCCAAGCGCAUAUCCAUUCCAAGGAAAAAGUGCCUUUGCAAAUGACAAUUUCCUUCGGCAUCUGAUGCCUUUGGAUAAAGCUAAUUUUGUUCCGGAUUCGGCGUCGGACGGAUUCGUAGAACAAGUUAAAGAAUUGAGGGAGAGAGCAAAGGAAAUUCCUGACGAUUAUUUGGUUGCUAUAGUUGGCAAUAUGAUCACAGAAGAAGCCCUUCCAAUGUAUCAGUCAAGAGUCAGUAGCACAGAAAUUUAUCGUGAUGAAACCGGCAGAGACGACACUCCAUGGGCGAUUUGGAGUAGAGGUUGGAGUGCUGAAGAGAAUCGCCAUGGAGAUCUUCUCAAUAAGUAUCUCUAUCUUUCAGGAAGAAUUGACAUCAAACAAGUGGAGAAGACUAUUCAGUAUAUGAUUGCUUCAGGAACGGAUUUUGGCUUUGGACACAACCCUUACCAUUUUACAGUUUAUACAUCAGUGCAAGAGAGAGCAUGUAUUGCUCAUGGCAACACAGCCAAACUUGCCCUGCAACAUGGAGACUCAAAGCUAGCUCAGAUUUGUGGCACGAUUGCUUCCAAUGAGAAGCACCACGAAACUGCUUAUAGCAGGAUUGUCGGGAAGCUCUUCGAGCUCGAUCCUACCGAAGCAAUGGUGGCAUUUGCUGACAUGUUGAAAAUUAGAAUGAUCAUGCCAGGAGAUUCAAUGUACAACGGUCGGGAUGAGCACCUGUUCGAUCAUGUUUUGAACGUUUUAAUGCGAAUUGGAGUGUACACAAUCACGGAUUAUAUCAAUGUUUUGGAACAUUUUGUGGGUGUUUGGAAUGUCGACAAACUUGAGGGGCUUGCAAGUGAAGGAAAAAUUGCUCAGGAUUAUGUUUGUGGAUUGCCUGAAAGGUUGAGAAAAAUGGAGGAAAGAGCCCUAGCUCGGGCUAAACAAACACCUGCAAUUCCAUUCAGUUGGGUUUUCAAUAAAGAAGUGUAG